CAAAUAAAUAAUUUUAGUAGGGACUUCCCCAAUUUUAGACAUAUUCGCCACCAAAGAUACAGCAGUUUUUUCACAGCUUCCGUGGGUACCGUAGCUUUUCUUCAUUUAAUGUUGCAGAAAUUUCGUGUUCAGUUGUUAAAAUGUCUCAAGAAGGAACUGAUCCAUCUGUGGCAUAUAGACAAGGCCUAACUGCAGCCAUUGGUGCAGUGUGUGUGGAAAACGGCUGCGAGUUUGUUCGAAAGUCCGCACUGGAGACAUUGACAGAAAUUGCACAAAGCUAUUUAACAGAGAUAGCCAGAAGUACUCGCCAAUACUGCGAAAUAGGAGGACGAAGUCUUCCAACACUUCUUGAUAUUCAAACUGCAUUAGCUGAUGCAGGAUUCAAAUUCAAUACACUGCCUGACUUUAUAAGAAAUAAGCGAAGAGUUUCCAUUGGUGAAGUUUCCAAGACAACAUCUUCACAAAAUCCAAAUGUUCUUCUUGUCGGUGAACGAAGAAACUUUCCAACACAUAUUCCGGAAAAUUCUACCUAUCCUAAAUUUCCAGAUCCUCAUACUUAUGUUAGGACAUUGACAGGACAAGAGCCUGAAAAUAAUUAUGGUCUAUUGCGAGAAAGGGGUUCAUCACAGAGAUGGGAUGUUGAAAGAGCUCUUACAAGAUUCAUUGCAAAGACUGGUUCAAGUCAUGCACUACUUCCUGAUGACAAAUCUGCUUUUCCAUUGAUUGCUGCAGUUCCUCCUGCAAUUCCUUACUUAUCUGCUCUACUGCCUUGUGAGAAUGACUUGGCUGAGAAAUUAGAAAAAGAAGCAGCUGCUGAGAAUAAUGCAGGAAAACAAAAUGUACGACAAAACAAAUCAUCUAGCCAGAAAAGAGUAGCUGAUGAUUCCAAGUCGAAUGAGAGGACUCCUGAUAAUAUUGAUAAUCCGUACCUACGGCCAGCAAAAACACCUAAAUUGAAGAAGAGUAGAAGAUGAUACUACCUAUUACUAAUGGCAAUUUUCCCUAAAGAGGAAGGAGAUGAAAUUCUGUCAAUGAAGUAUUAAACCAAGAGGCUUUUGUGUGUAGACUCCAAUUGUUCGAUGCUGUUAAACGACAGCAAUUCUUAAAACAAUCCAAAAACUACAAAAUGUUUAUAAGGAUAUUUUCUCACUUUAUAGAGAUAUGCUCCAUUGGUUUGAUAUAAAGUUGUGUGCCUGACAAAUUAUUCAAAAUGUUUACUCUUAACCAUUGUCGAGUACAAGCCCAAGUCAAUUCACAGCAGAGUUGCAAGUCUAGCUAGAGAUGGUAGAUUUCAUAUGCAACAUUUUAGUGAAUAAUAAAGCCAACAAUGAUCCUCACCGCUUUGCCACUUUCUUGUACAGAAAAUUUAUUAGAUCCAAGAAUCAGAAACAUAAAUUUUCAAUCCGCAUUUGAUAGUGUUAUAGCUGUACAUGAGGUGGUCGGUGCCUGUUAUUUGCAUUUUUGAUUCAAGAUAUUCAUAAAAUUUAAUAAAGUUUUCAUUAAUUGCAAA
Styela clava is the source of this 1510-nucleotide messenger RNA. Its product is annotated as transcription initiation factor TFIID subunit 8-like. Gene Ontology annotation, biological process: transcription initiation at RNA polymerase II promoter. Lineage: Eukaryota; Metazoa; Chordata; Ascidiacea; Stolidobranchia; Styelidae. The record is from RefSeq and is a predicted model, not a curated record. Gene Ontology annotation, cellular component: transcription factor TFIID complex. Gene Ontology annotation, molecular function: protein heterodimerization activity.